UCGUUAACGCUGUUUUGGGAUGAAAAUUGCAAAUUGGAUUCAGCCAUGUGAUAGCCGUUGAACUUGAUACACUCGCAAAAUGUAGCAUCGUCCAGGGACGUUUUGCUAACUUAGGCUCCUGGCUGAGGAAAAUUUCUCAAGAAAAAUAUUUAACCUAGGAAACUUUGCACUAACUUUGCCCUGCGGAAAUGGCGUGCCUCGGCGCUCUGAUUUUAUAGACACCUUCAGAUCUAGACUUGAAGUUAUGAGCGGGCUACUGGAAACUGGAAGUUCACCAUCGGAAGUGGAAAGCUUAGACCUGGAUGAAGAUUCCAGCUUGGAGUCUGGUAUUGUGAAUGAGCUGAUUGAUGAGGCCAUUGUCGGUGUUUGUUUAGACAUUCAUCGUUCUGUUAAACAAGGAGUGUACAGUGUCCUUGAGCAAUCAGAUGAAAAAAUGUUAGUGUCAUCUACUUUUACCCUUGCAUAUUUUGUUGUAUACCGCUCACUUGUAAUUUUAAGACAGUUAGUAGUUGAGGAGAGGUGCAAGGGCAGGAUAGUCAGUGACUUUGAGUUAAGAUGUUGGAGUGGUAGACCUUGCUGGGUCAUUGUGUUGUGUUGUUGGGCAAAAUGCUGUACUCUCAGAGUGCCUCUCUCCAACCAGGAUUAUGAAUGGGUGGCGGCAAUUUUUCAGGGAAGCCUGAUAAAAUGCUGGGGGAUAACCUUGCAAUGGACUAGCAUCCCAUCCAGGGGAGAAUUCAUUAUCGCAGAAGUGGUGGACCGUGAUGGUCUGGAUGUGUUUGGGCAGGGACCACUAAAGAAACAGGUUGAGUGCAUUUGUCCCAGCUGUCAGAGGAACAUGGCUGCUAACAGAUUUGCCCCUCACCUAGAAAAAUGCCUAGGAAUGGGUCGUAACAGCAGCCGACUGGCCAGUAGGAGGCUUGCAACCACAGGCAAACUGAUUGACGGAGAUGAUGAUGAUGACAACUACUUUGACGAUGACUGGACUUGGAAUUCAGACAGAAAACCAGGAAAGAAGAAUAAGAGAGACAGGGGAAAUUCACCCAGGAGAGCAAAAGCCCCUAGGAAGAAUGGUGAAGCUGGUACACCACGUCCAGGCACUCCUAGUUCUGUUCACAGUGGCGAGUUACCAGCAACGAGGACUGGACUCACUGUGGCUGCUUUUGAACCCCUUGGAAAUGAGGAGAAGAAGAGCCUUCUUUCCCAGACGUGUGGUGUAAUAUCAGAACAUACAGCACGCAUGUGCACAAGAUCUCAUCGAUGUCCGCAGCAUUCAGAUGAACAGAGACAGAAUGUCCGUCUACGACUUUUAGGUUAUGCAGAAUUUGAACCCAUUGUAGGAAGGAGUUCACUGGAAGCUGAUGAUGUGAUUGAUGUUGACAGCUAUGAGGAUGGUGAUGGACAAGCCUUGAGAGAUACUUUGAACAGGUUAUCAUGGGAGGAAGAAUCGAAUGUUUCGACAGGCGACGACAACUCACCCGCUGCAUUUGGAAGCGUACCUCUUUCGAAAAAGAAGAGAAAGAAAAAAGCAAAACACAAAAGACGUCCCAGAUGAACUCACGAAACUCGAGGCCGUUAAUCAGUUCAAGACAAGUGUCACGGGCGAGACUUAAGGUUACACCAGCGAGCGCUAGGUGCUGUUUUUUGGAUUAGUACGCGCAUUUAAUUUGUUGCAGUGAUUCUGAAUUCUGACUGAUGAGCCAUUGGCAAAGCAAGCUUGGAGGCACCUGUUAGUUUUGGUCGGCCUUUCAACCGUUGGAUUUGAAUAAGACUUGCGUUUGGUUGCAACGUCUUUUCACGUUUUCUUGUGGCAUUUUACGUAAGUGAGUAAAAAGGUACUAGUAGCACCUAAAGUGGUUUGUGGAACAUGGUUCUUAAUCGGUUUUCGAUGUAACUGGCUUUUUUAUUGACAGACGUGGGCUCUUCCCUGAAUGUGAAUUCUCACCAACUAUUUUGGGAAACUCAAAACCGGAAGUAAUAAGUUGCGUCACUUUGAGCGCGAUAAAGGACUUUCUUUCAUCGAGAAAACCUGGAAAUAACUUUCCAAGAGUUGAGAGACACUAGAAAAGAUGAGCUUAUCCCAUUAAGGAACAAGGAUUUUAAUGCAUGGCGAAGAUUAGCACGGAUUUAAAAUGACAAACCCUAGAGAUUGGACAAACAGUAUAGCGCUUAAGUAUAGCGCUUUUCGGUGGAGUGUCGUUCGCAAGACCAAACCCCAAAUUAAAAUAAUCUCAACAGCCAAUCACAACAAAGUAGAAUAUCACAAGGAGCCAAUAAGAGCUUGCGCUCAAACGCACACGAGCAAAACUGCUUGUAGCGCGGGAAAACGCCAAUGACCGAGUCACGGUUGGUAUCAGUUUUCUAUCUGAUUGGUUUAAGAGGGCGGCGCGAGGUUUAGAACGCUUUUCGAUUGAGUGUCGUCAAACUAAAACCAAAGCAACCACAACGGCCAAUUAGAGGAAAAGAUAAUACCUUUAAGAGUUAGUGAAAACUGAAAGUAAAAACUGCCUGAAACGCUGGCGACCAAGUCGUGAUUGGUCUUAGUUUUGCACUGCAAAACCGAAGCAAACGCAGAUUACACACGACACUUCAUUUAAAAUGGCGCGAUUGCCCGGUACGACUGCACAUAAACAGUGAGUGCAGGAUUAUUUUUGUCAAGGAGAUAACAGUGCUCUCAAUACAGACGCGGUCAACUUCAACUUGAUUCUAACGUUAACUGCUGUACUAGAAAAAGCAUUGGUACGUAAAGCCUUGUAAUGUCGCAAUUGUGGCUGAGUAAGUUAUUGACGAAUUGCCUCUGUGAGUGCAAGUUUGAUAAGCAGCUUGAAAAUAAAAUUAGCAUCAGAAUUUGGAAA
Pocillopora damicornis (cauliflower coral) is the source of this 2852-nucleotide messenger RNA. Its product is annotated as ataxin-7-like protein 3. Gene Ontology annotation, cellular component: SAGA complex; DUBm complex. Gene Ontology annotation, molecular function: transcription coactivator activity. Lineage: Eukaryota; Metazoa; Cnidaria; Anthozoa; Scleractinia; Pocilloporidae. Gene Ontology annotation, biological process: positive regulation of DNA-templated transcription; regulation of transcription by RNA polymerase II. The record is from RefSeq and is a predicted model, not a curated record.